AUGUUUUCGUUGAGAGAUUCUGCUUGGAUUUUAUCGUUGUUUUAUAGCGCCAUUCUCGUUGCGUGUGAAACCAGAAAACCGAAUAUUAUUUUUAUAGUAGCCGAUGAUUUGGGUUGGAACGAUGUCGGCUUCCACGGUUCUAAUCAGAUUCCCACCCCAAAUAUCGACGCUCUAGCAUACUCAGGUCUAAUUUUGAACAAUUAUUACGUGACUGCGAUAUGCACCCCUUCCAGGAGUGCUAUAAUGACGGGAAAGUACCCUAUCCAUACGGGCAUGCAGCACACGGUACUAUACGGAGCAGAAGCUCGCGGUUUGCCGCUCAAAGAGAAACUAUUGCCUCAAUAUUUGCAAGAAUUAGGCUACGAUAACCACAUCGUUGGCAAGUGGCAUUUGGGCUCGUACAAAAGGGAGUACACACCCACCUUUAGAGGGUUCAAAUCACACCUUGGCUAUUGGACCGGGCAUCACGAUUACAACGAUCACACGGCCGUGGAAGCGCCGGGUUGGGGUUUGGACAUGAGAAGGAACCUCUCGGUAGCCUACGACUUGCACGGCAAAUACUCCACGGACGUUUUCACGCAAGAGUCCGUGAGAAUUAUCAAAACUCACAAUGUAAGCAAACCGCUCUUUCUGUACCUGGCCCACGCCGCCGUCCACUCUGGAAACCCCUAUAAUCCCCUUCCCGCACCCGACGACGUUGUUAAGAGCUUUUCCUUCAUAAAAAAUUAUAAUAGGCAACGAUUCGCAGCUGUGCUGAGCAAACUGGACCAGUCGGUGGGAGCUGUGACCCAAGCGCUAGCGGAUAGAGGGAUUUUAUCUAACAGCUUGAUAGUGUUUACCACGGAUAACGGGGGCCCGGCGGAAGGGUUCAACUUGAACGCGGCCUCGAAUUAUCCCCUUAAAGGGGUGAAAAAUACUCUAUGGGAGGGCGGCGUGAGAGGAAGCGCCCUGCUCUGGAGUCCUCUUAUACGAAAACCCAAUCGAAUAGCCACGCAAAGAAUGCAUUUGGUGGACUGGUUGCCUACGUUAGUAGACGCUGCUGGUGGAGAUUCUUGUCAAUUAUCGCACAUAGAUGGUGUAACACAAUGGAGAGCUCUUUCAAAUGACGAGCCAUCUAAUAGAACUGAGAUACUGCAUAAUAUUGAUGAUAUUUACGGCAAUGCUGCAAUAACCGUUGGUUCUUGGAAAUUACUAAAAGGUACAACGUAUAAUGGCAGUUGGGAUAACUGGUAUGGACCCAGUGGCAGGACAGGUUACGAUUACGAUAUACAACAAGUUAUCGAUUCCCCGGCGGGAAAAGCCCUUCAGCGAAUAAAUAAGGCAGCCACUGUUCAACAAAUUUUAGAUAUGAGACCUAAAGCUACCAUUAACUGCUCGAUUUCUGAUUUUUUGCAAGGAGACAAUUGUAACCUUCUGGAAGAAAAUUGUUUGUUCAACAUAGAAGAAGAUCCAUGCGAAUUUAAUAAUAUGGCCAAAAGUUAUCCUGCGAUAGUAGCGCGUUUAUUACAAAAAUUGGAUUCUUACAAUCAAACGGCCAUACCUCCAGGAAAUCUACCCCUUGAUCCUCGGGGGAAUCCCAAGUAUUGGAAUUACGUGUGGACUAAUUUUGGGGACUACUUUCCAGAUGGUGAUGUCACUACUGUAAUAAAUAUUUGA
Phyllotreta striolata is the source of this 1656-nucleotide messenger RNA. The record is from the annotation of a GenBank genome assembly. Lineage: Eukaryota; Metazoa; Arthropoda; Insecta; Coleoptera; Chrysomelidae.